AUAAAUUCUGUUUUCUAUCUUUUUUACAGAGGGCUAUAAUCACAUCAGAGGGCUAUAUAUUCCCUCCAGAGGGCUAUGAAUUCCGUUUACUGCAUUUGGUAUCAGUGAUUACACUAAUCUGCCUUCACUAUACCCACGAGACAAGCCGAACAAACAGAUUAUGACAUCACCUAUAGCUGGGAGAUAUAUAUAUCUGCUACCAGGAGCAGAGAAGCAGAGAAACAGUACAGUCAAGUGCAGGAAUUAUCAUCUGCUAAUUGCAAAUCAAGCAAGCAACUGAAACCAAUAUAUACGGCAGUCGUUGAUACAGCAACCUCAGGGAAAAAAUUCCAUGAAUACAGGAAACAUUUUGUGAAAGGUAUUAUCACCAAAUGAACUAAUGACUCUACAAGACAACAAUAACCUCAACAGGACUGGUGUCAGAGUAAAAAAGGAUAUUACUAAAAAAUAUUGUGUCAAGGUAUCAAGGACUUAGGGUUAAUGAUACACUAUGACCCGCACUUAUUGAUACAUCAACCCUGGGGAGAGAUGAUUCCACGAAUACAGGAAUCAUUUUGUGAAAGGCAUUAUCUCCAAAUGAACUAAUGACUCUACAAGACAACAAUAACCUCAACAGGACAAGUGUCAGAGUAAAAAAGGAUAUUACUAAAAAUAUUGUGUCAAGGUAUCAAGGACUUAGCGGUAACGAUACACUAUGACCCGCACUUAUUGAUACAUCAACCCCGGUGAGAGAUGAUUCCAGUAAUCUAGGGAAACAUUUUGUGAAAAGCCUUAUAACCUCCUAACUCUGAGACCACAAUAACAGCUGACAGGUGUCAGAGUAAAAAAGUAUGUUAUAAAAUAUAUAUCAUGUCAAGGCCUUAGAUGGAAUAAUGUACUGUAACUAGAUAUUGGCACCACGCCUACCUUGCAUAGGAGAUUCCAAGAAUCUAGGUAACAUUUUAUACCAGGCCCCGAUACCUGCAGAUAUUAUGUCUUCAAGACAUCUAGCACAGGUGUGGUCCAAGUAAAACACUUUAACUGGAAACGCCAAUCAAAGUUCACAAGGGGUGACAGGAAACAGUAGAAUAUAUAAAGCACUUGGAGAUAAUCGAGUUAUUAUAGUGAAUAAACACUGCAUGAGUAUAUGGUGACAAAAUUUGUAAAAAUGGAAAAGAAUAUUUUUUAAACUAGAUUCUGUCAAGGAAUGAAGUGAUUUAAUCCAUAAAAACAGAUACGAUAUUCUACACCUCUAUUAUCACCAUGGAAACUAAUAACUUACAUCUCAAUAACAACAAUGCAGCAGUUGUUAUGACAACACAAAACUUAUCGUUUAACGAUUCAUUCAUAGAGCCAAGAGACCGUCACCAGCAAGUGAUGAUUAUAAGCCUUGCUAUUACCAUACCAAUAGCAGUCAUUGGAUCAAUUGGUAAUAUAAUUACCAUUAUCGCCAUAGCAACAACGCCCAAGCUGCGAAACAUACACACAAUAUUCAUCAUGAACUUAUGUGCCAGUGAUGUCCUCUUGUGUACAGUGAGUAUACCAUUGUUCAACAUAAGUCACUUUGCCACAGGGUGGAUCCAAACUAACCUUAUGGUCUGUCGCAUAUCGCUAUACUUAUUCUAUUGCAAUGGGGGUGCGACAAUUAUGGCCUUGCUCUUAAUUGCUGUUGACCGGAACAUCACUACAGUUUAUCCUCAAUCACACACCAGUGUAUUCACAAAGAAACAUAUCAAGAUCAUGCUUGUAGCAGCUUGGUCAUUCUGCCCACUACUGCUCCUGCUCCCACUUACAAACACUUGGGGAAGAUUCGAUUACGACCCCUCCAUAGGGCUCUGUGUCAUGAUUCGUGAACCUGGAUUCUCAUUCAAUAAGUUCUUUUUUGCAUUCAUCUUCCUCUCAACAAUGACGUGCAUCAUUGGAUGCUACCUUCAGAUCUUUGUGAUUGUGCGUCGUAGUAAACAACGGCUGUAUGGCCAGCGUGGAAUGCAUCAACCAACUGUGACCAGUACAGCAGUGAAACAUUACAAGCAACAGGAGAUGAAACUUACGAAGAUGAUGGUGAUCAUCUUCUGUAUAUUUGUCAUAUGUUACGCCCCGCAGACAAUAAGUCAUCUUGCUGGGGGAUCCGCCAUUAAGAUCCCUGCGUUAAGGAUGAUUGGUGGUGCCAUGUUGUGGCUCAGUAGCUGUUUGAAUCCAUUUGUAUAUGCGAUCAUGAACACAGAGCUACGACGCUCAUAUUGUCGCAUACUACAUUGCUGUUGUAACAGGGAUAAUAAACAGAAAAAGCGUAUGUCUAUAUCGAUGGCAGCUACUGUGCGCCAUAAUACACCACCCUUGGAUGCUAUUACCGUAGCAAACAAUGAUAAAAUAAACAAACUGGAAUAUCAGAACUUUAAAGAUGACAUGAGUAAAGAUGUUAUGUUAUAAAAACACAGAAUGCUAAUGAGUUAUGACAAUGAAUAAAAACACUUCAAUAAUUAAUGAACACAUUAACAAAACACACAAUCUAUGGACACCUUUACAAAAAGUGUUUAUAUGGCAAAGACAAAUCCAUGUUUAGCUCUGAUAUCAAAGAAAGAUUUUUGUGACUACGACAUUUUAGUCCCUAAUAUCUCUUACUGUAUGAAUACUCCAUGUACUGUAACUCAGCUUUUGUAUUCCUAAACAAAUAUAUAAGGAUUAUACUUGAC
Molecule: messenger RNA, 2672 nt
Organism: Owenia fusiformis
Lineage: Eukaryota; Metazoa; Annelida; Polychaeta; Sabellida; Oweniidae
Source: the annotation of a GenBank genome assembly